AGUGAAUGUUAUUUGUAAAUAAUAUCAACAUUUUUUUUUAUAAAGAAUAAUGUAGAGGUGACAUUUACUGGAAUACACAUAAAAAUAACCUACAAUAUAGUGAUCGUAGACAACACAAUAGCUGCUGCCGGAUUGUUUUGAAGUAUGAUCGUUUCGUGAAACUUUUAGAUGAAAACGUGUAAAGUUAAAGAGCAAAAUUUCAAUAUGGUCAGGCAAAGAAGAGUAGAAGCCAGCAAAGCUGAUAAAGGUACAAACAGCAGCAGUAGCAAUGGGAGCACCUCAGUUAAACCAGUCAAGGAUAAAAAGACAAUACUAUCUUAUUGGAAACAGUACAUUGGUUUCCUCUGCUUCAUAUUUGCUGCAGCUGUAGGUUACAUGGGUUAUCUGGAGACUCGUGUAAAUACCCCUUAUGAUGAUAAAAAGAUUGUUAUUCAAAGUGGAUUGGAUAUUCCAGAUAGAUUCUGGGGUUCCUAUAGACCAGGUACAUACUUUGGUUUUAAGACCAGAGACCCACAUUCAUUGGUUACAGGAUUGAUGUGGUAUUUUCCCAAGAGAUUGAGGCCAGGUGGCGAUGGAAUUCGGCAUUGGUGCGAGCAGGGUGACAAUCUAGAUAAAUAUGGAUGGAUACAGCAUGACGCUACUUCUUUUGGCGUUCAGGAAAUCCACGACGGACCUUUCUUGCUGACAACAUCGUUUGUCAAGAGACUCGGAGGAUUGCACGGCGGAGAUUGGACAGCCAGAAUAUCGGUGGAAGUUAAGCCUGAGUAUGCUAAGAAACUCGAUGAGGAGGUUUCUUUGCUGUGGUACACCGCGUUCGAUGAGAAUAUUCAAGGGUAUAUUAAGACGACGAAUACUGGGAGCGAGUUAACGGGAAUUCGCGGCGAUACUCCUGGUUUGGGGAAAUUCAAUAUAAAAAUGUUCAAUCACUCUGGAAGUAUUGAACACGAGUCUUACUUAUCGACGGUCGCACCUGGAUUAAAUUUACUUAAAGAAACUGUGAUCUCGUCUUUGAGGUUGGCACAGGAUAAUCCGAAAUCACCGAGGAAGGUAGUUCUUGCUGGAGAAUUGAUGCCUGCCUCGAAUUCUCGCAUGGAACCGAACUUCAUUGCAACGCAGAUUACGGCGAAGCUGCCGUUUACUUUGGACGUGGUUUUCGAAUCUGGAAGCGUGUCUUCUCGGGAAAACAUGUUGGCUGGUGAUGUAUACACGCAGGAAUUGCAAUGGCAGCGACUGCGAUUUAAUCAACGUUUCGAGGAUACCUUUAAUUUGCAGGAAAAGGGAUAUAAAACUCGGGAGAUACAAUUUGCUCAAGCGGCGCUUAGUAACAUGUUAGGAGGCAUUGGCUAUUUCUACGGUACGUCAAGAGUUCAAAGUUCUUACACCAAAGAUCCGGUGCCUUAUUGGAAGGCUUCUUUAUAUACGGGUGUGCCUUCACGUAGCUUUUUCCCGCGCGGUUUUCUCUGGGAUGAAGGUUUUCACGGAUUCCUGAUCUCCACUUGGGAUUUGGACAUCGAAUUGGAUAUUAUGAGUCAUUGGUUCGAUUUGAUGAACGUGGAAGGUUGGAUUCCGAGAGAGCAAAUCCUGGGCGUUGAAGCUCUGGCUAAAGUUCCGGAAGAAUUCGUUACACAACGGAAUAGCAAUGCUAAUCCACCUACCUUCUUCCUAACUUUACAGCACAUCCUCAGGAAUCACGAAAAACAUUUAACUAAUAAACGUUUGGCAACGCUCGAAAGGCUGUAUCCUCGACUUCAGGCGUGGUUUGCUUGGUUUAAUAAUACACAAAAAGGAGAAGUGAGUGGUUCGUACAGGUGGCGCGGUAGAGAUCCUUUCACCAAUCGCGAAUUGAAUCCGAAGACGCUCACUUCCGGAUUAGAUGAUUACCCGAGAUCCUCUCAUCCGUCUGAUGACGAAAGGCACAUCGAUCUUAGAUGUUGGAUUGCGAUUGCUGCAGAUACCAUUGGGAAAUUGGCGGUGCUUUUAGGUGAAGAUGGUUACAAAUACGAUCAGACUGCGGCGUACUUGAAGGAUGAAGACUUGAUGAACGCUCUGCAUUGGUCCGAGUACUCGCAAAGCUAUGCGGAUUACGGAUUGCACACGGAUGCGGUCAUUCUGAAGAGACCCAAGCAGAAUCCUCGAGCUCAAACACAAAACUUGGAAAUGGUUAGGGUAAUCACGAGGACACCGGAAUACCGUUUGGUCGACAACAACUUCGGCUACGUUAGUCUGUUUCCGUUCUUGCUGCAAAUCCUGGACGAAAACUCGCCGCGUCUUUCGAAGAUUUUAAAUAAUCUCGAUGAUCCCAAUCUACUUUGGACUCCUUACGGGUUGAGGUCUUUAGCUAAAAGUUCUCCACUUUACAUGAAGAGGAACACCGAGCAUGACCCGCCAUAUUGGCGUGGACAAAUCUGGAUCAACAUGAACUUUUUAUCGAUUCGGGCCUUGCAUUACUACGCUGAAAAGGAAGGACCUUACCAGAAGAAGGCGUUCGAGCUGUACAAUAAACUGAGAAGCAAUGUUAUUAAUAAUGUUAUAAAUCAAUAUUAUAAGACUGGUUACGUAUGGGAACAGUACAACGAUAAAAACGGUGAAGGCAGCGGCUGCAAACCGUUCACCGGUUGGUCCGCUUUGGUUGUCCUCUUGAUGGGUGAACACUAUUAGAAGACUUAAAAUUCGCAGUAAUAAAUAAUUUUUAACAUCUUUGGUUGCGUUUGUAAUAAUAGACAUUAUUUUUAUUUGUGUGUUGUAAUGUUGCAAAGAAAUAAAACAGAAUAUAGAAAUAAUCCGCUGUGAUAGUGAAGAUGAGCCAGUAUAAUUAUCGAUAAUAUCAAAAUCACGGUAUGCAUGUUUGUGAGUGACAGUGGAGAACUUGUAAUAAAAGUAACUGCCAAAUGUAAUAUUUG
This is a messenger RNA of Nicrophorus vespilloides, 2900 nucleotides long. Its product is annotated as mannosyl-oligosaccharide glucosidase. Lineage: Eukaryota; Metazoa; Arthropoda; Insecta; Coleoptera; Silphidae. The transcript is spliced from 7 exons. Gene Ontology annotation, molecular function: Glc3Man9GlcNAc2 oligosaccharide glucosidase activity. The record is from RefSeq and is a predicted model, not a curated record. Gene Ontology annotation, cellular component: endoplasmic reticulum membrane. The coding region runs from base 169 to 2658 and encodes 829 amino acids. Gene Ontology annotation, biological process: oligosaccharide metabolic process; protein N-linked glycosylation.